GACAUGGAGGCAGACGAUGGAGAUUCAACCGCUAUUUCAGAGGGACCAACACGAGCCGUUCAUCCUCUAACCUAGUACACCCCUGGCCCUAUCUUCAAAACAUGUUCAGCUUCGUGGAGAAACGUGGAGAAAGCUAUAUCAUGCAAUGUAAACUAUGUGUGCCGAAGAAGUCCAACAUAUCAGCUUACAAGAAUUCAACGUCGAAUCUCCGAAAGCACGUUGAGAGGAGACAUCCGUCAAAAAUGAAGGCCUUCAUUGACUGCGUGGCAACACGAAAACGGACAUCGGACUCGGAGCCUCAAGAAGUGGUAGCCAAGCAAGUCAAACUGGAUGAGAUGAUGGCAGCUGGUGUCGGCAGACGUGUGCCAAAAUUGUCAAAACUUGACAAGCUUGUGAUGGCCUUUAUUUGUGAUGGGCAUCAUGCCCUUUCUGUGGUAGAGCAACCAGCGUUCAAGGACCUCAUAACCAUGGUGGACGCCUGGUAGACGCAUUCAGCAUUUUGGAAAAGGACACUCGGCUGGAAUUUCAACUCCCCUCACACCAAAGGUGUGCGUGCCAUCUGCUGAACCUCGUGGCAACAACCGAUGCAACGAAGGCAGAAGCAAAUGACACAUACAAAAGAUUGUCUCGGUCAUCCUUCGCGAAAUGCCAGGGAUUAUGGAACAAGACGGGCCGGUCAUAUGUGGCCGCAGAAUUUGUUCAAGAUCAGUGCCAGCUUCAGCUGAUAAGACCUAAUCAAACACGGUGGAACUCCACUUACAUGGCCAUUGAGCGACUGCUGCGGAUCAUAGAUGACAAGGGGGAGGUUGCGAUCCGAAAUGUCUGCGAAGAAUUCAGACUCAAAAUGUUGAGUCCUGCAGAAAUCACUUUUCUCAGAGAGUAUCGCGAGGUGAUGAAACCUUUGGUAAAGGGGUUGAACAUCUUGCAGUCAGAGACCAACACGCACAUGGGGUGGCUCCUUGCAGUGAUUUCACAGCUGUCCACGAAGCUCAACAAUAUGGAAAGCUCCUCAAAGAUUUGCCUGCCACUCAUCAGAGCAAUUCAGGAUGGUGUCUCCAGACGCUUUGGUGAGAUGAAGGAGGACCCAGAGCUCAUUGCUGCUGCCAUCCUCCUGCCUAAAUUCAAGAGCAACUGGACUGACAGAGCCGAUGUCAUUGAAGCAGGCCUGACCUAUGUGAGGCAGCACCUUGACAGGAUGGCAGAGGUGGAAGAGGUCGUUGGGCAAACUUCAUCUGAUGAUGAGGAGGACUUCUUCACAUCCAUGAAGGUCAGAAGAUCACAAGGCACGGGGGAGCUGGAUGGGUAUCUUGCCUGUGCAUCAAGUAAGAUGGAUCUCCUCCAGUCAUUUCCACACAUCAAGAAACUCGCCCUCAAACUCAACACAGGUCUGCCUGCGUCAGCUGCCUGUGAAAGGCUUUUCAGCUGUGCCGGCCUGCUUUUCACCCCGAAGCGCGCUAGGAUGAACGCAGUGAACUUUGAGAACCAACUCCUGCUCAAACUGAACAGGAAGUUUAGAGAUUAAUUCAUAGUCCAUCUAGCGUCUCUCUCUCUCUCACACACACACACACACACACACACACACAGAGCUCCCUCUCUCUCUCUCUCUCUCACACACACACACACACA
Gadus morhua (Atlantic cod) is the source of this 1626-nucleotide messenger RNA. RefSeq lists its product as uncharacterized. The transcript has 4 exons. NCBI's taxonomy places the organism in Eukaryota, Metazoa, Chordata, Actinopteri, Gadiformes, Gadidae. The record is from RefSeq and is a predicted model, not a curated record. Bases 761 to 1522 code for a protein of 253 amino acids.